Messenger RNA from Balearica regulorum gibbericeps (East African grey crowned-crane), 2054 nucleotides. Lineage: Eukaryota; Metazoa; Chordata; Aves; Gruiformes; Gruidae. The record is from RefSeq and is a predicted model, not a curated record.
AUAAGAAAAGUGUGGAAUCCCGCACGGAUCACGUCUUGAAAAUCGGUGGCAGAUGCCUGAAGAUAGUCAUCCAGCCAGGAGAAGGGGAACUGAGCAACAGCCAGUUUUCAGAGCAGGCAUCCCCCAGCCACUCCGCCUCUUCCGGCUCUUCCCCACCUCCGCAAAGGUUUGAGGAGCAGCAGGCAGCGCAAGGCCAUGGAGACACGGCAACAGAAGUCAUUACCAAAAAGAUAUUUCUUACAGUAUCUGCAACUUUGAAUACCAGUAUGUUCACUGAACAGCAAAGGGAGAAAAUUACCAUUAUAUGUCCGAAUUUAAAGAGAGAAGGAAAUCCUGAUGUUGAUGGCUUGGAGAAAUUGACGGGAGAUUUUACAGAUAUUGAAAAAGCUUAUGACUACUUUAAGGGUAUCCUUGCAGGCAAUGACCCAAACCAUGAUUUUUCACAUUCUGAAAGCAAGAAUGGUUUGAAAGAUGAAAAUGGUCUGAAUACCGAAGAAAUGUAUGAAUUUACAGUUCCGUCAGGUCUCUAUGAAUAUUUCAUUCAUACCUGCAAAGAACAAAUUAAAGAACUAUGUGAACGUUUUGGAGUGUGUAUAAGAAGUAAAGAUCAUUGCAGUGGAACCACAUUAGUAUGGUUCACUUCUGCUAAAAGUCCUGCAUCAAUACAAAAAGCUAAUGAUGAUUUUAUCAGAACUUUUCAGGAAAGUGUAAAAGAUCUGAAACAGGAAACAAUUUCCAUAACAAACAAACACACAUUAAAGGAGACAGUAAUGAAAUUAAAUGCCAGGUUUAGUAAACUUCUUGCCAAAGAGGCAGUGAAUGAAUUGCUACUCCGUGGUCCAGUGAGUGAGAUUUUAGCUGCCAAAAACUUUCUAAGAGAGGAAGAUGAGAACAGCCAAGCUGAAAAGAAUAUGAAAAUAUCAUCUGAACUGUACGAGUACAGGAAUGGAAUUGAAGUUGAUGCUUCUGUGUUUAAAUUGUUGGAAACAAUACUAAGCAAAGAAAUUGAAGACAUUAAAGACAAAUUUAAUACAGUAAUAGAAAAGAAAGACAGUUCAUAUGGCCAGAAGAUGCUCAUAAUAUUCACGCCUAGAAUCAAAACUUCUGAUAUGUCUUCACAUGCUACGGAAAGUUUCAUCAAUGCAUUUCAGAGUGCCUCUGCAAUGUUAACAGAAAAACUCAUCAACUUGAAUCUUUCAGAAGGUCAGAAGAGAAGAUUAAAUAUGCUAAUUAAUGGAAAACAAUUGGAAGAUCUGCAUGUAAAACUUAAGAAGGAGGAAGACAAAUUCAUCUUAAGUGGUUUACCAAACCAUCUUAAUGCUGCUGAAAAGUACAUUGUGAAACAUCUUAUUGAAGACUCAGCACAAAGUAAAAGUAGGACACCACUAUCCUCUGAUCUCAACUAUCAAGAAGCCACAGGAGAAUCUGAGAAGAAAUACAAUGGCAGGCAAAAGAAUAAUCCUUCUUCUGAAGGACAGUCUAAGGCAAAGACAGAAGAUGACAAAGAUAUGUGUCCGAUUUGCAUGGAGACAAUUAAUAAUAAAGAAAUACUGAGAAAGUGCAAUCAUGCGUUUUGUAAAAGUUGCAUCGAUGAGGCCAUGACUUAUAGGCAAACUUGUCCUAUUUGUAAUACUGUCUAUGGAGUCAUGAAAGGAGACCAACCAGAGGGAACAAUGUCAUCUAGAAAGCUGCCUUCAGCUCUCCCUGGUUAUCCCGGUUGUGGUACUAUUGAGAUUACAUAUAGUAUGCAUGGUGGUGUUCAAACUAGCAACCAUCCAAACCCAGGGAAACCUUAUAGUCCAACUUUUCGAACAGCGUAUUUACCUGACAAUAAGGAAGGGCAAGAAAUUCUGCAGCUCCUCAGAAGAGCGUUUAAUCAAAAAUUGAUUUUCACGGUGGGGCAGUCACGGACUACUGGUGCAAAAGGUGUUAUCACGUGGAAUGAUAUUCACCACAAAACGUCCAGGAUUGGAGGACCUACUAAUUUUGGUUACCCUGAUGCUGAUUAUCUGCAGCGGGUUCGAUCAGAAUUGAAAGCAAGAGGAAUUGAAUGA